Molecule: messenger RNA, 3729 nt
Organism: Pochonia chlamydosporia 170
Lineage: Eukaryota; Fungi; Ascomycota; Sordariomycetes; Hypocreales; Clavicipitaceae
Product: oxysterol-binding protein
Exons: 3
Coding region: 1-3729 (1242 amino acids)
Biological process (GO): maintenance of cell polarity; exocytosis; piecemeal microautophagy of the nucleus
Cellular component (GO): membrane; cytosol; nuclear envelope
Molecular function (GO): sterol binding; protein binding
Source: RefSeq, a predicted model, not a curated record
AUGUCGGAAGCUGGAGACAGCACGCAUAAGCGAUCCAAGUCCGCGGCGGCCCUCUCGCUGCUUCGUCGCAGAGAAACUCGGGAAGACGAAUCCGGCUCAGAAGACGGUCGUUCUGCAGCCGGCACCGCCUCUCCCAAACCCUCAUCGAGACAGACUGGCACCCCAUUAUCCCAUCAAACUAGCACUCGCGGUCACAACUCGAAACUUUCAACGACAUCCGCGAUGCUUAACAGGGUUCCAUCUGCGCAAUCGCCUGCCACGGCAUCGAAGGCUGGUUUGGUUCCUGGCCAGGGUGCUAGUUUGGAGCAGUCCGUUCGCAAAUUCAGGGUUGUUGAAGCUCUGAGAAGCGGCGAUACAGCUUCCAUCUCUAAAGCGAUUCGUGAAACUGCCGAUAACGCACCCCGACCCAGCACCUCCUCCGUCGCAACCGUCAGUACCGGACCUCUCGAAGACACCACUAUACUGCAUUUGGCUAUUCAGUGCGCUGAAUUCCCGGUUAUUGAAUUCGUUCUGUCGGAGAGUGCUGGCAGCGUCGACAUAAAUGCCAGAGACAAAGACGGCAACACCCCACUGCAUAUCGCCGCCAUUCAGGGCCGAACUCCAGUUGUGAAGCUCUUGUUGGAACAAAAGGACAUCAAUGAUGCGAUUGUCAACCUCCAAGGCAAGCUACCACUUGACUUGGCCAGAAGCCCAGAAAUUUUUCAAAUUCUUCAACUCUCACGCUCUCUUUUCACGGAGGCCAAAGUGAAACAGGUUCAGGAGUUGAUUGCUCAUGGCGAUUAUGACACUCUGGCCCAAGUGCUUGAAGAGCCUCGACUGAAGACCGUGGUGGACAUCAACAGUCCCGAAUUUGCUUCGGAAGCUGUUACUGUUCAAACCGGCGGCACACUACUGCAUGAAGCGGCGCGAAAAAAGAACACGCAACUCAUCCAGAUUCUCUUGCUGCAUGGUGGCGAUCCAUUCCGCCGUGACCGCAAGGGCAAACUCCCACAAUCCAUCACUCACGACGACAAUGUUAAGGCUAUUUUGAAAAAGUCGCCCGCCGCCGUUGCAGCUCAAAGAGGAAUUCAAGAAAAGGCAGUCCUCGGUCACGCUGCAUCUCAAGGUAACGCUACUGCUGGCCCAACAGACUUGAUGGCUGGGCGCGAGGCUCGUGAGAUGAAGGGGUACCUGAAGAAAUGGACCAACUACCGCAAGGGUUACCAGUUGAGAUGGUUCGUCUUGGAGGAGGGAGUGCUCAGCUACUACAAGCACCAAGAUGACGCUGGUUCAGCCUGCCGUGGUGCAAUCAACAUGAAGAUUGCUAAGCUGCAUAUGAGCGCCGAUGAAAAGACCAAGUUUGAGAUCAUUGGCAAAUCAUCCGUCAAAUAUACACUCAGGGCGAACCACGAAGUCGAGGCUAAGCGAUGGUUCUGGGCACUCAACAACUCCAUACAGUGGACCAAGGACCAGGCCAAAGAGGAAGAAAAGCAGGCGGCUCGCAGCGCCGAGCUCCUCAAGAUUGCCAAGGCUGAACAAAGCACGCUUUCGCUUCAAGAGACACACAGCGAGAGUGCGAGCCUGUCAGAUUUACAACGUAGCACGUCGCAGCUGCCGAGCCGGACCACGUCGAACAAUAGGAUGUCACCACCAAAGGCUGACUUGGCAGUAGCGAGCACCAUUGGCAGUCUAGAUGACGAUGAGUUUGCAGAUGCAGCUACAGAUGGCGAUAUCUCACGCAUACACGGUAACGGAGGCCCGGUCAUCCCUGGCGAGAUUGACGACGACGACGAUUAUGGUGAUGAUAGGAGCAUGCGAGAAGAGCCACGAGCAACCAAGGACGCUCUUAAUAUCACUGCCCAGUCCGCAAAGAUCCAGCUGGAAACCAUGUCUGGUGUCCACACGGCGCUCAUGACACAACUGACGCAGAGCCCUGCUACGCCCCUAUCAGACACACAUGUCACUCAAGCGUUGUCAACUUACGAUGCGGCAAUUCGCAGUUUGUCGGGACUUGUCGGCGACUUGCUUCGAAUUUCCAAGGACCGAGACGCUUACUGGCAGUACCGCUUAGACCGAGAGGCUAAUCUGCGCCGCAUGUGGGAGGACAGCAUGCAGCAGGUGGCUCGCGAGCAUGAAGAGCUCGAAGCGCGAAUGGGCGAAGCGGAGGAGAAGCGGCGACUAACAAAGAAGGCUCUGCGUGAGGUUAUCGAGGCUGGUGGGGUGUCCGGUGCUGGUACGCCAGUAACAGAGGCGCUGGAAGAGGAGAAGGAUGUUACAGCGAAAUCACCCACCAGAACCCUCGGACGCAAACCUACUGCCCUUGACCAGCUUGGUGAACUGUCGGAGAGCGAAUCUGGAGACGAGGACGAAUUUUUCGAUGCGGUGGACGCUGGGCAUGUCGAAGUCACUGAAAUGCCACACGACACUGCCGAGCCUCAGAAGAAGGAUGUGAUUGUGUCUGGCAUUGAUAUCAGCCCUUCAUUCAAGGGUUACGAGAACGGUAUCCGACACAGACUCAAGAUGGAUGCGGACGACCGUCCCAAGAUUUCUCUCUGGGGCAUCCUGAAAUCCAUGAUUGGAAAGGAUAUGACAAAGAUGACCUUGCCGGUAUCAUUCAAUGAGCCGACAUCGCUGCUUUACCGUUGUGGUGAAGACAUGGAGUAUGCUGACCUUCUGGAUCUGGCCGCAGAGCGCACAGAUUCGAUUGAACGGCUUGUAUACGUUGCGGCUUUUGCUGCCAGUGAGUAUGCAUCGACGAUUGGGCGCGUAGCCAAGCCAUUCAACCCGUUGCUGGGGGAGACAUUUGAAUACGUGAGACCAGAUAAGAAUUACCGCUUCUUCAUCGAACAAGUGAGCCACCAUCCCCCUGUUGGAGCAGCGUGGGCUGAGUCGCCAAACUGGGAAUACUGGGGCGAAUCUGCCGUCAAGUCCAAGUUUUAUGGCAAAUCGUUCGACAUCAACCCUCUCGGUACCUGGUUCUUAAAGCUGAGGCCUAUCACGGGCGGAAAAGAAGAUCUAUAUACAUGGAAAAAGGUCACGUCGUCUGUCAUUGGUAUCAUCACUGGAAACCCCACCGUCGACAAUUACGGCCCGAUGGAAAUCAAGAAUUGGACGACUGGUGAGGUGGCCAUCCUGGAUUUCAAAGCCCGCGGUUGGAAGGCAUCCAGUGCUUACCAGAUCUCUGGUAAGGUUCUCGAUGCUGACGGCAACGUACGGGUCAGUCUGGGUGGGCGUUGGAACUCGAAGCUUUAUGCUCGUUUAACCCCCGGAUAUGAGGCGUCAGUCGAUGAAUUGAAGGAUGCUGGACCUUUGCAUAAGGGUGCCAUGAACGACCCAACUCGAGCCUAUUUGGUUUGGGAGGCCAAUCCCCGACCUCAAGGCAUCCCAUUCAACCUGACGCCUUUUGUAUUGACAUUUAACCACAUUGACGACAAACUGAGACCAUGGAUAGCACCGACGGAUUCGCGCCUUCGGCCGGAUCAGCGUGCCAUGGAGGAUGGCGAAUACGACUUUGCUGCUACUGAGAAGAAUCGAUUGGAGGAAGCCCAGCGAGCAAGACGAAGACUCCGCGAGUCAAGUGGUGAAGAGUUUGUUCCAGCUUGGUUUAGUAAAGAAACCUGCGAGAUCACAGGGGAGUCAUAUUGGAAGUUCAAUGGCAAAUACUGGCAGCAGCGCGAAAAGGCUGGACCAAGCGGGGAUCCAAUGGCAUGGGCAGGACUAGAGCCGAUCUUUGAAGACGCCAAGCAAUAG